Molecule: messenger RNA, 980 nt
Organism: Cyanistes caeruleus (blue tit)
Lineage: Eukaryota; Metazoa; Chordata; Aves; Passeriformes; Paridae
Gene: RIMOC1
Product: RAB7A interacting MON1-CCZ1 complex subunit 1
Biological process (GO): mitophagy
Source: RefSeq, a predicted model, not a curated record
GCAAACGGCAUGUGUGCUUGGGAGCAUCAAAGCCUGGCCGCGGAUGGCCUUAAUUUAAUCAUGAAAGAUACCUUCUUAGCGAAAGGCUCUGCUAAUCUGGACAAGUUGAUGGACCUCUGCAACGAAGAGGAAGAACAUCCUUCCACGCUUUUUCAGCUCUACACCCAGGCUGUCCUAGACAUUACAUAUUUUGAGGAAAACCAGCUUGUGGAUGAAGAUUUUCCAGAAGAAUCUUCCUUGCAAAAGCUAAAAGAACUUAUUUCUGUUCUUUCAGAACCAGAAGACCUAGUGAGGGAAUGCAGCAUAAAAGAAGAACCCAUCAACAUCCUUGGUGUAGAGUUGUUAGAAUGUCUUUACUGGAGAAAAGGAGCCCUGCUUUACAUGUACUGCCACACAGCAAAAGAAAGGAGUGAAUGGCUACAAGAAAACACUGCCACAUUUAAAAAGUGUCUUAAUGAUGGAGUUCAUUACUUGAUGAAGAUGCUUAGCUUUAGAUGCCCUCUUCAGCUAGAUGAAGACAUCUCACUUCAAGAUAAAGACACAGCUAGAUUACUCAGUGAAGGUAUAUUUAGUGACACUCACUUACUGGCAAUGAUGUACAGUGGAGAAAUGUGCUACUGGGGACUGAAACACUGUGGAGAAGGGAAGCAGGAAAGCCUCGAGUCAAUAGAUCCUUUGUCUAACGGUGACGUGGGCAGCAGAUCGCAGAGCAUAUCGCUGGAUUUCCAGGAAACAGGGAGAAACAUGUUAACAAAGUAUGUGGCCGUAUGUGAGGGACCCUUAAAAGGGCAAGGGUGGAACACAACAACUGCAAAACAAAUGCUGCAUUACUUUGUGAAAUCCCACAACUAAGAUCCGCGGCGUUGUCUGUGCUAGAAGAAAACCUGUGGCAUGAGAGCUCACUCUUCCGUGACUCACUUCUUUUCUUUUUCCAACCGAAAUGUAUACUUCUGUUGCAUUAAAAACACGCCUUCCAAGGA